Messenger RNA from Cutaneotrichosporon oleaginosum, 1174 nucleotides. RefSeq lists its product as uncharacterized. Lineage: Eukaryota; Fungi; Basidiomycota; Tremellomycetes; Trichosporonales; Trichosporonaceae. The record is from RefSeq and is a predicted model, not a curated record.
CGCUCUCUCGCUCUGUGCCGUGUGCCGCUCCGUGUGCGUGCAGCUUCCCAGCGCGCCAGCGCACGCUCACGAAUAUAAAUCUGGCCAUCGUGCUACUCCCUUGAUGCUUACCCAUCGACUCAUCCACCAUCUCAUACUCCAUCACACCUACCGACCGACUCGCGCACCUUCCUUGCUCUCCACCUUCGUUUACCAGCACAUGGCUCUCUCUCCCAAGCCCAUGUUGCCGAAGGGCGAAGGUGCAGAUAUGAACGACGUGCAGGAUGUCGACAGCCAAAUUGAUAGCGGCCUCAACGCGCCAAAUGCUAACAGCGGGACAGCAAACGCGGCAUCGUCCGCCUCUUCCUCCCCAUCUGUCUCCACUGCGAGCGAGUCCACACUGCGCGCAGUCAACAUUGUUCCCCGCAUUGCUUCUGGUUCCCCCAGAGACACUCGGCCCGUCAUGCACAUGGGUGAGACGUCAGAUGAAGCGCCGGGCGAAACGUUGUGCGAAACAUCAGAUGAGACGCCACCCACAUCCCCCUCCCUUCCCUCCUCUUGCAUUUCAUCCCAAUGCCCAACCCCUCAGUCCGACAGACCGCCUACAUCCCUUUAUCACGCGACCUCGCCCUCGCGGUCGCGGUCGCGCUCCCGCUCCCGCUCCCAAAGCAGCCUCGCCCUUCACGUGCUUCCGGGCACAGUCCUCAGACGCCCCGAUCCCAUCAUGUCUCCGCUGAAGUGGCCGUCCUCGAGCAUUCCCAAGAAGAAGUCGUCCAUCCCCGAUACAUGGCACCCGGACGAGUGCCGCGGCAACUGGGCCGGCGUCAACAUGGGCCGCCAGUGCUGCCCUGUGUUCGCUCGCUUUGGCGUUUGCACGUGUCACUGGUGUGGGAGGCUGCUCCAAAUUCCAGGCCCACCCAUGAACGGGUUACCGCGUACGAGCAGGGAACAUGAUGACUGGGUGAGAGAUGAGGCCGAGCGCGCACGAGCUUCCUCGGGAAACGGAGGUGUGUUGUCGGGGGAGGGGGAGGAGGAGAGCGAACCAGACAGUGUGAGUGUGAGGAGUCACGCCAGUUGUGAGAGCAUCACCUGAUGUCUCGCAUCAGCGUCCUCUAGAGCAACAGGGCGACAAAGUGUUUACGUGCGACGAGUCCCUUUGAUUCCCAAUUGUCUCUUCUUUGGAGCAAAGCAAAGA